Molecule: messenger RNA, 2544 nt
Organism: Esox lucius (northern pike)
Lineage: Eukaryota; Metazoa; Chordata; Actinopteri; Esociformes; Esocidae
Product: SWI/SNF-related matrix-associated actin-dependent regulator of chromatin subfamily E member 1
Exons: 11
Coding region: 179-1489 (436 amino acids)
Biological process (GO): negative regulation of DNA-templated transcription
Cellular component (GO): SWI/SNF complex
Molecular function (GO): nuclear receptor binding; nucleosomal DNA binding
Source: RefSeq, a predicted model, not a curated record
GAAAGCAAUAGUUCUGGAAGAUUCUACUGAAAUCUUGUGUGGACCCCUUAUGAUUUUUUUCUCUCAUUCUGACUGUUUCUGCUAGCUAACCCUAGUUCUAGCCACACACACUGCAGGGACAAAGGAUUUUGGGACCCAAUGACUGGAAUAAACUGAUAGAAUUCUUCCCUCUGCCAAGAUGUCAAAAAGAGAAAGAGAAAGGCCCUAUGCCCCUCCCCCUCCCCCAGCCCCUACAACACAAUUGCCCAACACCCCCGGGUUUGUGGGGUACAACCCCUACAGCCAUCUGGCCUACAACAACUACAGGCUGGGAGGGACAACAAGCAGCAACAGUCGGGUAACGAAUUCUUCGGGAAUAAACAUUCCGAAGCCGCCUAAGCCGCCAGACAAGCCUUUGAUGCCAUAUAUGCGAUAUAGUCGCAAGGUUUGGGAUCAAGUAAAAGCCUCCAAUCCCGAUCUGAAGCUAUGGGAAAUUGGGAAGAUAAUCGGUGGCAUGUGGAGGGACCUCACUGAUGAGGAGAAACAGGAUUACUUGAAUGAUUACGAAGCAGAGAAGAUUGAGUACAAUGAGAGCAUGAAGGCCUACCACAACUCCCCGGCCUACCUGGCCUACGUCAAUGCCAAGAGUCGCGCUGAGGCCGCCCUGGAGGAGGAGAGCCGCCAGCGUCAGUCGCGUCUCGACAAGGGAGAGCCGUACAUGAGCAUCCAGCCAGCGGACGACCCGGACGAUUACGACGACGGAUUCUCCAUAAAGCACUCGGCUGCCGCCCGUUUCCAGCGCAACCACCGCCUGAUCAGCGAAAUCCUGAGCGAGAGCGUGGUCCCCGACGUGCGCUCAGUCGUCACCACCGCCCGCAUGCAGGUCCUCAAGCGCCAGGUCCAGUCCCUGAUGGUGCACCAGAGGAAGCUGGAGGCGGAGCUACUUCAGAUUGAAGAUCGCCACCAGGACAAGAAAAGGAAAUUCAUUGAGGCCACGGAGUCGUUCACCAGCGAGCUGAAAAGGCUGUGUUGUAUGAAGGUGGAGGUGGACAUGGAGAAGAUAUCGGCCGAGGUCGCUGCCGCUGAGGAGGCGUCCCGCAAGCGUAUGUUGGAGCGGGAGAAGGAGACCCUCGAGCAGGGAGACAAGGAGCUGUCCUCGUCCUCUACCCUGGAGGAGGAGAAACCGGUUGGCUCGUCAACCGGUAACAAGAGCCAGCAGAAUUCUGUAAAUGAAAACAGGAACAAGGAAGGAGAGGAGACAGAACCCAGCCAUGUGGUUACUGGUGGGAGGUCAAAGGCCACCGAGGAGUUGGAGGCUCGUCCAACCAAUGAGGUUGAGGAGAGGGCGCCGUCGGAGGACAAGGAGAGCGUUCUGGAAGGGGUGAUGGAGGAGGGCACCAGUGACAGUAACACAGGGUCAGAGACCACCUCUGCCGUGACUGAAGACGCCCCGCCCAGCGAGCCGUCAGCCACCGAGGGGCACAGCAGGGCACGUCCUGCCGCCCACUGAUGGGGCAACCUUUGACCUUGCGGUCGGUGAACUGUCCGCGACGCAUCACUUCAUCUCUACAAUCAGAUUCGGAUGAGAACUCAUUGUACAAUAGCAUUUCUGUGAAAAAAAGCUGAUGUGCUCCAGUCAGGUUUUAUGCAAUUGGUUUAAAUCCUCGGAAGCAGCGUUGGCAGGGUCAAAAUGGAACGUCUGUCUGUUUUCAAAGUGCUUCAAGUUUGCAAAGCAUAGUAAGUAUCAAAUGGAAAAUGCAUGACAUGUAGUGAGUCACAAUAAGCCCAAAUAAAUGCGCCGUAUUUCCAUCAGACUGCAGUGCCAGUCAAACCAACCAUUUAUUACCUAAUAAUAUGAAAACAUAUCUCCCACACUAUUCUCUGGUACAAUACCUGGCGGACACCAGAUCUUACCGAUUAAGGCUGGUUAAAAGAAAUAACUUGUCAAACCUAUGCUGUUCAGUGUUAAUUCUUUGUUCUUGGUAGUGUAAUGUUAUUGUUGCUUUCAGUGUAAUUUUUGCAUGGUGUCGUCAGAAUACUUUAAAUGAAAGUGUUUUCUUAGUAGAGAGAUUGGUAAGUUGGGGAGACUACUCUGCUGGAUAUAUUUUUUUGUGUUAACUCUACGUAUCAGUAUUAAGUGACAGUAUGGUCUCAGGAGUCAGUAGAAGUUAGUAGUUAUUUUUAUUUAUUAUUAUUAUUAUUGUUGUGUAUUGCCCUGGGCCCAGUCCAUCCGUCCACCAACCUGUUGUAUGCUAGGAGACCAUCCACGCUGUACAAUGCUCAUGUUCUAAAGUCUGCUAGCUGUCAAUCAAAUCAAAAGCUGUAUGCUUAGAACAACCUUUUUGUGUUGUGUUACUCCGAUCAGUAUUACAAGGCUUAGCCCAGAACACACAUAAAUGUUUUAAUGUGCAGUGUAAUAAGCAGUGUCGAAAGGUUUGCUUAAACAUGAGUCGUUUUUCAUCUCAUCCUAAAGCAACCUGAAGAGAAGAAUAAGUCAUGAACAUGAUGUCUUAAAAUCGGUUGUUUUACAUAUUUAUACCAAUAAACUUUUCUACCUUGACAUCA